AUGGAGAUUCGCUCUGGGCUUCAUUCCCCCAGGGACAGAAGUGGUAGAAAGAGAGUGGAAAACAUCAUAAAGAUGACGCCAGGGCCAACACGGUAUGCAACAUCUCGUGUGGAUGACAUCAAGUCCAGCUUCCAGCUCUUUUUACCAGAGUCCAUUGAGGGGAUUAUACUGGAUAUGACAAACCUGGAGGGGAAACGUGAGUUUGGGGACACCUUGGAGAGAACUGGACCUGGUAGACCUCCAAGCCUACAUAGGUCUGUUGAUUUUAGCAGGAGUAUAUCGCUCAAACAAUGAGGCUACAGAAAGUCUCUGGGAUAAAGAAUCUGGCAGGCCUAUGUCCUUACAGCAGUUUCAUGUCAUUUCCAGAAUCAUUUCAUAGAAACCAUAGAAAGCUAACGACUGUCCUGUGUAGGUGAAAGUGAUAUGCAAUUGCCAUUUCUUUAGUGUCAACAAACUAUUGUCAACAUGACAUGAUCAAGAUGGUAAUAUUUCAAACACAGAUUACCUACAUGCUGAAAUUACUAUCUAUCUAUCUAUCUACAAACUUUAUUUCAGACCCAGUAAGUCCAUAUCAUACAAAAAGAUUAUUAUUAUUAUUAUGAUUAUUAUUAUUAUUAUUAUUAUGAUUAUUAUUAUUAUUAUUAUUAUUUGGACAAAUACAGUGAUUGGAUUCAUGAAUGAACGUGGACCAUUAAACUACGGGAGAUUGCCGGGAGAAAUGACAAUACGGGAGGAGGGUGGGAGACAGGUCUGAAACACGGGAGAGUGAAAAAUGGGAGUGUUGGCAGGUAUGGAUAUGAUUGAUCGCUGUUUUGGUCUGGUGGCUGCACCGCUAGUUGUGUCUAAUGCUACUUGUGCUGUCAGCAGUGACAGGCUGUGCAGACUCUGCUCGCAUUUUCAUGCUUCCUGCAUAAUCACUCGGGAAGAACUUCUUCAAAUGAUUAAACAGAUCUGUUGUGUUGCCAACUGGUUUAUCAGCUUAAUUGCUCGAUGUCACUUUGGAGAGACAUUGAAUAACUUCUCAACUAUAACAUCUUAUGAGGAUGACUCAAAGUCACAGCUGACAUCUAUUUUGCUGCCCUCAGCUCCGUGUUUAGCUCCACGUUCAGUCGUUCUGUUCACUUCUCAUGUUUAUUUUUCCGGUAACUUACAGAAGUGAGCAGGAAAUGCUCGACUCUGAUUGGCUGUUGUGAAGCACAUUUCCACCAUCUUUGAUUGAGUAAAUAAUCUCAUAGCUGAUCACAAUGAUUGAACUGAAUUUUAUCGCGAUCAUCGAUCACAAUCAUAUAAUCACACCUACUACCACCUUAACGUGGUGGAGGGGUUUGUGUGUCCCAAUGAUCCCAGAAGCUACGUUGUCGGGGGAUUUAUGCCUCCGAAGGGUCACCCAAGGCAAACAGGUCCUGGGGGAGGGACCAGACUAAGAGUAGCUCAUCCAGACAGCGGUGCCAGGCAAAGAAAAAAAAGGAAAACAAAAACUGAAGAAAAAAAAAAACCUUAACCAGGUGUUUGGCGCAAAAUAAAUAAAUGAAUAAAUAAACCUCAAAACAGGUAGAAAAUUGAAAAAAAAAGAAAACAAAAAUUUAAAAACCCUUAAAAAAGGCAGAAAACUGGAAAAAAAUAAAGUAAACUUAAAAAAAAGUAUUUCUGAAAAAGAAACUGGAAAAAAAAGACAGCACCCUAAACCGGGUGUUUUUCACAAAAAAAACAAGGCAGAAAGGUCCUGGGGAGGGACCAGACUUGGGUGACCCUUCAGUAUUUUUGUUUUUUGUUUUUAAUUUUUUUUUUCAGAAAUACUUUUCUUUUUUGUUUUCCUUUUAGUUUUUUUUGCAGUUUUUUUUUAAUUAUUAUAAUUUUAUGUGCAAAAAAAACGGUUUAGGGUGUUUUAGUUUUCUUUUGUUUUUUAGUUUCUUUUUUUUUCUUUUUUUUUCUUUUUUUUAUUACUAUUUUUUUGCCUGGCACCUCUGUCUAGAUGAGCUACUCUUAGUCUGGUCCCUCCCCCAUGACCUGUCUGCAUUGGGUGACCCUUCAGAGGCAUAAAGCCCCUGACAACAUAGCUCCUGGGAUCAUUGGGACACACAAACGCCUCCACCACGGUAAGGUGGUAGCUCGAGGAGGGGAAUAAAAACCCCCCCAUGGGAGGGAAAACCACAAGGUUUUUUUUUUUUGUGCAAAACACCCGGUAAAGGGUUUUUUUGUUGUUGUUGUUAUUGGUUUUUUUUUUCCAGUUUUUUUUUUUUAGAAAAAUACUUUUCUUUUUUUUUCUUUAGUUUAGCUCCUGGGAUCAUUGGGACACACAAACCCCUCCACCACGGUAAGGUGGUAGCUCAAGGAGGGGAAUAAAAACUCUCCCAUGGGAGGGAAAACCACAAGGGUUUUUUUUUUUGUGCAAAACACCCAGUUCAGGGUGUAUCUUCAGACGCAUGGCGUCCUGUUCCGCUCUCAGGAUCUUGAUUGUCUGUUCCUGUAAGAGUCCAUCAUAUUGAGCCUGAUGCAGCUCACGUUGAAGGGUCUCAACAUCCUGUUUCGCAGCGGUGAGAUCAGUUGCAUACUGGAAGUUCAGUGCUUGGUAUGAGGUUCUCAUCUUCUCCUGUUCUUCAUGGAGGACCGUGUUAUUUUCAGUCAGUUCCUGGACUUGUGUCGUGAGCCUCUUAUUUUCCACAGUAUGUGCCACCUUCAGCUCCUCGUAAUCAACAUGAAGAUCCUUCUUCUUCUUCUGCCGGCUCGUGUCCCUCACCAUAUCCCGCAAUUCUGUGUUUGGAGAGGGUCUCCUCUGGGUCAUUCCAUGUCAAUUCAACCAAGAAUCUCCACUCACGUCACAGAUUUUGAUGAAAUUUAGUGGAGUGAUUGGCCUUCAGGAGAAACUGUCAGAGCUCAAAUAUUUUUGUUCAAAGCCAUCUAAUUAGUGAGAUAGGGGCUAAUGAAUUUUUGGCUAACUAGCAUGACAUGCGUUACAAAAGUGUUCAUAUCUCUGGAAGUAUGGCACCUAUAGAGCUGAUUCAGGUGUCAUUUUAAAGCUCUCUUCAAGUUCUAUCUUUUUGUUCAUAACAUUUUUUCCCAAAUUGGACCAGAAAAAAAAUAUAAAAGACCAAAAACUUAAAUUGGAAAUAGCAAAAAAUACGCGUCCUUCAAUUUUCUUCAUGUUCACACUAAAGAAAGACUAUCAUGUCCACUAGCAUCACAAAAUGCGUGGUACAUUAGGUCAAAAAUCGCCAUAUUUGGCACAUUAUACAGUCCUCACCUCAUCUGGAGUCAGCCCCACUUGCCUGCUUGUGUAAAAUAUUACUUCCUCAUUGUGCAAAAUGCUUUUUUUGAGUUUUUUCAUUUGUAUGUUAUCCCAUAUUUAUAUGAAACAUUUAUAUGGGCUCAGGAUAAAUAGCCUUGAAUACUUCACAGGGAAACCAGCAACAAAAUUUCAGGGUGCAUAGGUAGAAGUUAUUUGUUAACCCUAGGAUCCAGGACAUGCAGGUAUGUCCAAAUGAUUCUUCCAUGAAGCUAAGAUCAUUCAUAUUCUGGAUAUAGGUGCAAAUAUAAAUGAAAUACGAUGGAAAACUGAGCAAAAAUAAGCUAUUCUAGCCAUUUUUCAGUGACAUUUUUGUGCUCGCCACCGGCGUGUAAAGUGCGCUGAAAGCUCGCUGAUUCAAACCUGGUCAGCUUUCAGCACAGGCGGAGCGCAGCUGUUCUAGUGGUAUUUUGGUAGACCGGCGGCGUAUCAGCAUAUGUCACUGAUACCUCACCGGCAGGUUUCCACAGUGUCAGGCACAUUUCAGUGCAAUAAAUAUAAUUAAUAACUAUUAAUCUGAGUCAGCACAUACAUUUAGAUCUGUAUAGAUAUAUUCUGAUCUAUAUCUGAUCUGAUGAGCGCAUUUGGCACGCGUUUGGACACACAACCUGGCCGAAUCAACACAGCUGAAACCGCAUUAAAUUAAAUUAAAUAUCUAGUAAAUAGACACACAUGAUGAAGUUAACAAGAUAUGUAAUUCGUCUCCCUCCUUUUCUUUCUUCCUCUUAUUUCUCGCACAGCUCGACCUGGACACGUGUCCUCUCUCCGUCCUGCUGCUGCGGCGGCUGAACAGUUGAUUUGUUUCAGUGCUCAGAUGCGUGAUCUACUUUCUCGCUACGACUUACGCCGCUGGGAGGAGCUGAGUUAGGGAGGGGGGAUACUUACGCCGGGCUAAGCUACUCACCAAAAUACCAAAUUGUGCUUGGGAACGCUUUGUCGGCGCAGCGGACCUGACUUACGCCGCGCCUGCGGCACGUCUCCGGCAAGGCACGAAAAUAGAGCCCUUGGUGGUGAUUAAUGGCUUUUGUGUUAAUUUAAGAGCAGUUAAAAUAGAUUGGUCAAAUUUGACCGGGAACACUAAAGUAAGGUGAGGGGUAUGAACACGACAGGAGGGUAAACAGGCAGAGUAAUUACUAGCAUGCAUUGUUCCUUGAUUAAAAUUAAGCUAGCUCUGUCCUAACCAUGAAACCGCUACAUCCACACAUUAGCUCCUCUGUGUUUACUAUCAGCGGCUACAGAAGACAUGAGACAGUGAUCUGAAGGCAGAUGGUUUAACUAAAAAGUCUUUAUGGGUCAUAAAUAAAUAACACAAGCUUACUCCAGUGGCCAGGCUUGAUGCCCUCCACAUCAGCUUGUUCCUUGAGUGCACAUUUAAAAAAGAAACUAAGCUUGCCAUCAAACUCCUGUUGUUUAGGGACUUCCUGAUUUGCAAUCAAAUCUAACAGUACUGUAUCAUAUCUGAUUAUUUUAAAAAAAUGUUGGAAAAUAACUGUGUAGUUCAGCCAUAAACCUGGAUUUCAUGUGUUGCAUUUUUGGUUAUUUUAAUCAAAAUAAUCAAAAACUUUUAUGAAGAGUCACCUUGAAAAAAUAUGAGCGAGACAGGUGAAAAUCCCUGCUCAGUGUAGCUUUGUCAGACUAAUUCUGUUAUUCCAGGAUGGAAAACACAAAAGAGAACUUUACAUUAUCUAUAUCAUUAUUAAAGGGCCAUGGUGAAUCAAGAAAAACGAGAAAUACAAAGACAUUUUAAAAAGUUUGGCUGCAGUGAGAUGUAGUAGGACGGCACAGCAACAUAGAAGUGAAGUGCAGCCAUCCCUGGCUGGCACAUAAGACAUCCAUUCACCCUGUGACAGGAUGUCACUUCAUAUGAUUUAUGUUGGGUAAUUAUGGUUCAGUGACAUCAUUUUCGACUCAUGGGCUCCCAUAUGUAUCCAUGCUGUGUAAGUGUUUCUGAGCAUUUGAAGUGUGCGUGCGUGCGUGCGCGUGUGUGUGACUAAUUAGUUAUGCUGUCUGAAUCCUACAGCAACUGUCUUUGUUUUUCUGCAAAACAGAAGACAAGGCAUGUCACAACAAGAUAUCUCACAGUUCCUUCAGACACGCAGCAAUGCACAUACGAUCGCACACACACGAGCCCACACAUGCACACACACACAUAUAAAUAGACAAACACAUGGGUCUAGAGAAGAGGGCCUCUGCCAUGCUUUCUUGCCUUUAAUUGUCAUGCUUUGCUCAUUGAGAAAAAAGUGUUUUCACCUCAGGAGGGAAGGGGGCAAAUGGUUAAAGGGGAGAUAAUUAAUCACUUCUUGACAGAGCGAAUCAUCAAAUAAAUGUAGUAGCUGUGAGAAGCAUGCCAUAACACAAAACCUCUAAGAACAUUGUCUUUUCUUCUCUUUUCUUUUUGUGAAGAGACUUAACAUAUUAUUCAUUUUGAACUGGCCCUUUACAGAAAGAUUGAUAGCCUACAUGUCUUGAGUAAACAGACUGUCAUCCAUUCUUAAUUUAGCUUUAUCUUACACCUGAAGCUAAAUGUACUUUGUAAAAGAAACUGAUUAUGCUAUUGCUGUUGCUAUUGAUAUUUUAACACAUAUUUAAAUAGUUUUAUUUUUUUCCUGUUUCAGACAUCUGUAGUAUAUCAUAGUAUAUCAGGAUAUCUGCUGCUGAUAUCUGCUGCAGUCACUGUAUCCACUGAAGGAUACAUAACAGUUCCCUUACAAAAACAGUGUUGUUAUUAUUAUAUUGUUUUGCUGCUUAGAAAACAUGCUGGAGCCAAACGAUAUUAACAUAACUUGGAAUAGACACUUACAAUGUAUAAUGUUUAUAUCCAAAUAUGCUUAUUGUUAUUCAGAGAGUCAAAAAGAGAUCACUUUCAGAUGAUGUACUUGAUUGAUGCAUCAUGUACCACCUAAGGCACUGUAAGUUCAGUCAUCUUGAAUUUUGUCACAAUGAUAUCAUAAAUGUGACAAAAUUCAAAAAUAAAGUUAUUCUUAUUCCUCCCCUCCUCACUAGACUCAUUCAAAGUGGACUUAUUCUGUCAAAUCUCCACACCUCCCAUAGGUGCUUUGGGGUCCGAGCCCCCACAAGGGCGAGCAUGAAUGUGCUCAAACAGGAACACCUGGUGGCCAAUGAACUCCCCUCCCCCUUUUCCCUGGCACAUAUAGCCAAAGCAAUGUCAGUUUUAACUGCCAAAACAUCAAGUCAACUUUCACAAAGUCCAAAACAGCUAAAUGACGGUUAUGAACAUGGUCAUUUUCCAGCCUGCUUUACCUUUGACUUUUACUACACAAAGGAGGCAUGUCACUUAAGGCCUGCUUGACUGCCACAAAAAUCUGUCACAAAAUAGGGACUUUGAUACAAUUAAAGACUGAUUCAUUAAGCACACAACUCUGAGGAACACCACUGUCUUCAAUAAGUAACAACAAUGGUGAGUAACUAAAAUGUGUGUUUGAGUGUUGAUAUUUUAUUAUUCUCUAUACUUUGACCCUGUGUGGAUUGUCGUAUCCUAAUUUAAUAUGUUUUAUUGAUCAGUUAGUGGGAUUUUUAACAAUUACUGUUACAAUGGCCCUAAAUGGCCCGCAGAUCUGAGCGUAGGAUUCAUCCUAUGAUAGGACACACGUGAGAUUUAUGAAAGGGUUCAUAUCUGACCAAUCCCAGCGUACGUAUGAUCGGGUCUUGAUAAAUGCGGUGGCUGAAAUCGAUCAUCAUUAACAUGUCACGUCCUUAAAUAUUCAUGGUUCAGAAGCCUCGCCCACUGAGGUCAAACGUGAAAGAGAAGAAAUAUUAGAAAGAUUCUAAACUUUUCCAAGCUGAAAGUGGAUAUCCUCACAUCUGUGGUGGAAACUAACAUGGAUUUUCUCUUUGGAAGCAUCAAAACUGGUAUAAAGCAGUCCAGAAAACUCCUGUAUGGAGCAGGAUUAUGAUGGCGGUGAACAGCGCUGCUGCAGAAUAGCGGACAGUGACUUAAGUUUGAAUAAAUCAUUAGUCAAUAAGUUGCUCAUGAUGAUAAAUUAGUAUCUCAUACAUGCCUCAUUUUUUUUUUUAUUGCCAUGAAAUUAGGUAUGUUGCUCCUAUUAUUAAACGUAUUUAGUUUUAAUUUGUUGCGUCUUUGUAAUGUAGAGCAGACUGGAGGGUCUGACAGAGGCUGAACAAAAAUAAUUAUUAAUCUCACCAAACGGUGUGUUGCUGCCCCUGAGGCACAUUUUUAUGGAUUUCUAUUGGAUUUUUAUCACUGAAUAAAUAGCAAGAACACUUUCUAAACUUAUACUUUACAUGUCAGAAUCCAUUGAUAAGGUCCUGUCUCCUCUGUGGAGUCUCUCCUCGUUAUUGUUCUCUGGGCAACAGGUCCACACGUUGCAUUGGCACAGCCAACGGCACUCCAUUCACCAGUGCAACAUUGUGCUAAACUGUACUGGCUCAAAUGAUGUCCCACACCUUUUCAGGAGUGUACAACAACGUCCCUGCUGCUGGACCAAGACAGAAACACCUGCCUUUUAGGAGUCAAACGCAGCGCACUAAGAACAUAUCGAAUUUAUUUUAUUUUUAUUUACGUCUUAAUCUUUAAUAAAAUCAGGCUGACUGUGCCUAAUGACAGGUUUGAGGUUUGUAUAUCAAUUAUUUUGAGACAGACAUUUGCUGCGCCGCAGAUCCACACUGACUCAAACUUGCGUACACGAUGUCAGACCUGUCGUGAGAUUUGGUCGUAGCGUACGCUCACGUGCAGAUUGAUAAGUGACAAUUCUCACGUGGCAACUUACGUACGCAAGGGGGACGUGAGUUUUCUGCCGAACGCAAGCUUGAUAAAUGAAGGCCAUUGUGUUUUGAUGGGUCAGGUAGGCCAUUACACAAAUGAGGCCAUGUCAGAUUUGUUUUAGAUUAUGCAUUUGGUCAAUAAUUGAUAAGCAUACAAGGUUGGUGACUGUGAUUAUUACUUUGCUGUCAUUAAACUGUUGAUUUACAAUCAUAUUUGUCUCAUUCAGCUUGGUUUAUUUACUGUGUGGGGUGAAAAAGUGGCCAUACUGCCCUAAACAAGCACAAACUCAUCCCAUAUCAGAAGCUAAGUGGGGCAGUGACUGGUUAGUACUUAGAUGUGGAACUAUUUAUAAAAACCAAGAACUGUAAGCUUGGGGAAGUGUGAAUCAGAAGUGAAGUGGGGUAUCUUUCAGUGGGAAGGUUGGGGUUUCAAACCAAGCUUUCUUAUGGCUGUGUUCUUUGGUACCUCAAAUUGCUCAAGGUGACAUUUUCAUAUACAAAAUACUGAUUAUCUCUCACUAGCCUCUGCCAUCAGUGAAUGGAUGAAUGUGAUGAGUAGUAUCAAAGCACUUUGAGUGGUUGGGAUGACUAGGAAAGUAUCAUAUAAGCCAAUUUAUGGUUAAAAAUUAGACAUAUAGGAUUUAUCUUUUGUCUGGGUGUCUGGGGUUCAAACUGUGUCAUGAACCUGUCACACACACAGCCAGAUGCUGCUCUUUUUCUACAACAAAAGAGAAGCUGCACAGGGUCUAAGGAUUCACCAACCCACCUUGUAGCAUAUGCAACCGAGUCAUAUACCCCAAAACUUCAAAAUGUAUUCCUAACCAGGGGUAACACUAUCUGAUGCCAAAAACAAAAGCUUUUGUGGUUCUUUGUCCCAGGAUGUCUUGUGAUUCAGAGACAUACUGUCCAGAUACCAAAUGAAAAAAUACUGCAUCUUUGUCGUGUCUGAGAAGUAAAAUCAAUACAUUAUCAAACCAGUGUCGGUGUUACAUUGCACAACAUUGUUUGCACAGUGUUCUUUUCUGUAAAGAAACCAGACUGUACACUCUGCCACACAGGCCUUUAGAAAUUAUGAUCCACGCCUCAGUGUGCUGAGAACUUGUCCCUAUCUUUUUAAGCAUAACACAACACCUACCACCGUGACUCAGAUUUUCUCCAUCAUGCUAAAUUGUUUCAGCACAGUGGUUAACAAUGAGCUCUCUAUGUGCAGAACACAGUGUGCCACACUGUCUGGUGUUGGUGAGGCCCAAUUCUAGAUGUAGGUGGAGUAAUACUGUCUAUUUUCUGGCUAUAUUAUAUAUAUAUAUAUAUAUAUAUAUAUAUAUAUUUAUUUAUUUAUAUAUAUAAAUUUAUAUAUAUUUUUUUUUUUUUUUUUUUUUUUUUCUAUUUUUUUUUUGGGGGGGGCACAGAUUGUGAAUUUCUGCUUACACUUACUUGUGUCGAUACCCAUGACUCGCCCCCUGUUAGAGGAAGGCCUUUAAAAGAGGUCAACUCAUCAAAACUCAAAGGAACAGGGCAAAAUAUAAGGCAUGAACCAAAGAAACAGACUUAACUCAAUUAGUUGCUUAGCCAGACCAAGUCAAACACAAGGGGAAGACAAAAUAGACACUAAGGACUAAAACAUACAGGACCCAUACAUGAGCAUGUAAUGUCAAUGUUGCAUAUCACGCAGCAAAUAGGUUGCCAUUCUAACCAAUGCAGGAUGUUGUUCAAUCUAAUCACAUACAGGAUGCGUAUCAGCUCCGUCGCAGCUUUAUCAGAAUUGUAUUGAGCGUGGCUCUGCUAAAGAUUUUUGUUGUAAAUUAAUCUAAAUUCAACGCAAAGUUAACUACACCUAAUAGAUGGAUGGACGGAUGGACAGAUGGACGGAUCCUCUGGGUUCAACGGAGCAUUAAUGAGACCUUAUUUUUUGUCCAUGGCCUUCGCUGACACAGUAUUCUCAGUUUUUCCUGUUACAUUCCUCUUGACACUUAAAGACUAUCAGCUAAGCUUUGAACAGUGAUUCUCUAACCUUACAUGACAAAUGGACGGUUUUACUGAUCUAUGUCAUGGGGCGUGUGUCAUAUCCACACAGGCAGCACUCCAUAGAUGGUGUUCAGGAGGGGAGGGUGAUCCCAUACUACUUUAGAGACUUCAGGCCUGCAUGCUGAAACCAUAAUUUUCCGACAGGGGAGUGGGGUGCUAAAAUCUUUUAAGGUAUGAUGAUGCCUGUCCAUGAGGAGCUGUGUAAGUCAGAAGAAGAAGGACUUCACGCUCUAUCUGUAGAGUUUAUGGAGAGCGAGUGGAGAGACACGAAUACAGGAGAGAUGUGCGCAUGUGUCAAUGUUGUCAAAGUUUAAGCAACUUUUUCAACUGCAUUCCUCUAAGUUUGUUGGUUUUUAAGUUUAACUUUUACCUUAUCUGGGUUUUUAACAAAUGGCUCUCUUCCUUAAAAAGUUCAGAGAAACAAACGCUGCAGGUGCCGGCAUGGCUCCAAGCUGUGUUGAUCUUCAUAAGAAAGUCAGAAAGAGGCCGAACACUUUCUGGACACGAUCCUUCUCGGCUGUGCACCAGCCACCACCAGCGCAGAAGAGAUGGACGACACUGCUCCCUACGCUAUCCCUUCUCCGGCCACAGCGUCUUCACCACCGGCUAGUGCUUCAGCUCCCGCUGCGGCUUCUGAUCCUGGUGCAGCUCCGGCCAGGGAUAGCUGGCUGCGACUCGGGGCUAGACCCAAGAACUGAAUGAUCUCCACUCCAGUACACAGGGAAUCGUGGACUGUUGUAGGUGAUACCAAAAAAAGGACCGGGAACUUUGUCGGUCCCAGGAAUCACUGUUGCUCCGAUGACGGCCACACGCCCCCUCUUAACGGCAUCCGAUAGCGCCUCAAUCAACUCUCAUCAUCGGGGACUCCGUCGUGAGACAUGUGCGGCUGAGAAAAUUAUAAUCCACACCGGCACUAAUUACAUCUCCAAACGGUAGUCCAAACUUCUGAAACAGGAUUUUCACCACCUGUUCCACAUUGUUAAUUAGUUCAAUGCACAAUUUUACAUUUCCGGCCCCACCCCAACCUGUGGAAAGGGGAUUGGGUGGUUCAGCAGACUGCUGAGCCUCAACACCUGGCUGUCCUCUGUUUGUGUCUUUCUGGUCUUCCAAAAAGAAACAUCUUAAGUCUACAACUGUUGCAAAACUCAGCAGCACGUGUGCUGACGAGGACCAGAAUGCGGGAACAUAUUACACCGGUUUUAAAAUCACUGCAUUGGCUCCCUGUGUGCUUUAGGAUUGAUUAUAAGGUUCUUUUCAUGGUUUUUAAAUGUCUUAGGGGUCUUGGACCUUCUUAUCUUUCAGAAUUGCUUUUACAAUAUGAACCCCUCGCGGACCCUCAGAUUCUUUGGCACUGGCCUUUUAAUAGUGCCCAAAACUAGAACACGAACUUCAGGUGAGGCAUCUUUUCAGCACUAUGGCCCCCAUCUGUUGAAAAGUCUAUCAAAGGAUCUAAGGGCCGCAGAGAGCAUUUAUAUUUUUAAAAGCAGGCUCAAGACCCACCGAUUUAAUAUGGCUUUUAACUAAUGUCUUAUUUUUAAUCUAUAUUCUUAUCUUAUUUUAUUUUAUAAAUAUAUUUUAGUCCUCAUUUUACAUGUUAAAUUUAUUCUAUUUUUUUCUUACCUUUUUUUAAAUGAUAUUUUAGGUAUUUAUCUGUAUUUUAUAAUUUAAUAUAGUGUGAUGUGUUCAGGCAAUGUAGUUUAUGUUUUUAUGUUUUUCUCUGUUUCUCCAGUGUUUCCUCACUAGGGGGGCCACCUGCACUGGAGGCUGUGACUGGCUCUGUCUGGGAUUUCUCUGCCUGGUGGUGUGCACUCAGCUCUGCCAGGUGGUGGUCUGCAGCAGUGCUUGUUGCUGUGGGCCCCUUACUGGCCAAUAGUGGGGUGCGCGCCCAGGUGGAGGUGUCCCAGCCCUGGGCCGUAAGCAGCCUCCAGUGCAGUCGGCCGCCUUACGUCUCCUGA
Messenger RNA from Xyrichtys novacula (pearly razorfish), 12006 nucleotides. The record is from the annotation of a GenBank genome assembly. NCBI's taxonomy places the organism in Eukaryota, Metazoa, Chordata, Actinopteri, Labriformes, Labridae.